This is a messenger RNA of Cucumis melo (muskmelon), 2183 nucleotides long. RefSeq names its product cysteine synthase-like. The transcript is spliced from 10 exons. The coding region runs from base 1094 to 2068 and encodes 324 amino acids. Gene Ontology annotation, molecular function: cysteine synthase activity. Gene Ontology annotation, cellular component: cytoplasm. Lineage: Eukaryota; Viridiplantae; Streptophyta; Magnoliopsida; Cucurbitales; Cucurbitaceae. The record is from RefSeq and is a predicted model, not a curated record.
GAAUAUGAAUCACUUCACCCUCAAAAAAAAAAUUAAAAGGCAAAAGAUAUUAUCAUCAUUUCAAGCUCCACUGUCCACAUAACACCUUUUCUGAAGGGUUUUUGAGCUAAACUCUCGUGGGGUUUUGUUGAUAUCAAGGUUUGUUUCUUUCUGAUCUUCUUCAGAGUUCUUUUUUCCCUCUUUUUGUAUGUUUUUUUUGUUUUUUUUUUUUAAAAAAUAUAUAUAUAUAUAUCUAAAAGUUGAAGUUGGAUUGUUUUCUUUUUCUUCCAUUUUCUAUGUUCAUUUCUAACUGAAAUCGGUGGUAAUAGCUACUUACCUAUUUGAUGUUGAAGCUCGUUGUUAUCUCAUCUCAAGUGUCCCUUCCUCUACUUGAUUCUAGACAAAUUUUUGUUGUGUUUGCCAAUAAUUUCUUGGAUGGAUUGUUACUUUUGUCUCUGCAUUUUGUGGGUUUCAUCUAUUUUGUCAUUUCAACUUAAAAGAAAUUUUACUUCCAUCUUUGGACAUAAAAUUAUGCUUCUGUUUGGUUUUUCUUGUUAAUGAUAUUUUUUUAUAUCUACAUGGUGUGUCCAUUAGUGUAUUUAUUGGUCUUAUCUUGUUCUUAUACUGCAUGAGAAUUGAGCUAAAAUCCAUCUAAUGGGCUAUGUCAUGGUAAUAAAAAGGGAUACAGCGUCAACGAGUAAUGACAUAUCUUUUCGACCAAGAGGACUAAGAGGUCAAAUAUUCAAAUAUUCUCCACUCUCGUAUGUUGUGUGGAAACAAAUGAAAGUAUUAAAAGCGAAUGCAAAAUAGAAACACGUUUUAAUGUUUAUGGACAUAAUUGAAACUUUGAACUGCUUUUUCUGUCAAUCUAAAUUUAAUACCUUUGUACUUGCAAAUUGCUAUAAUUUAAAGAUUAUGGGGAAAUUUUAGUUCUUGACAUUUGGAUUAUUAAUUGCUGGACCUUGCUCUUUGAGGUAUUAUUUGUAUAUGAAGAAAAAAGUAUCCUUGUAUUGAUGGCUGAUGUUUGAAUGGUCCCCCAUAGUUUUCUUCUUUGUAUUUUUGUAACCCUAUUUACUUGUUGAUUUGCAUCAAAUUUGAAGAACAAACUGAAAGCAUGGAAGAGAUCAAGGGUGGAAUCAAGAAAGAUGUCACUGAAUUAGUAGGUAAUACUCCAAUGGUAUAUCUAAGUAAAGUGGCUGAUGGUUGUUUUGCUCGUAUCGCUGCUAAAUUAGAGACAAUGGAGCCCUGUUCUAGCGUCAAAGACAGGAUCGGGCUGAGUAUGAUUGAAGAUGCAGAGGAUAAGGGCCUGAUUACACCAGGGAAGACUGUCUUAAUCGAGGUUACAAGCGGUAACACGGGCAUUGCACUGGCAAGCAUUGCAGCAGUGAAGGGCUAUAAACUUAUUGUAGUUAUGCCAGCUUCAUAUAGUCUCGAAAGACGAAUGCUGCUUCUAGCUUUCGGAGCUGAGCUGCACAUCACAGACCCUGCAGCAGGGCUUGAAGGGCUGCUAAAGAAGGUUGACGAGAUAAUGGAAGUCACACCCAAUAGCUAUUUUCUGAAGCAAUUUGAAAAUCCAUCAAAUCCAAAGAUUCAUUAUGAAACCACUGGGCCAGAGAUAUGGAAAGACUCAGGAGGAAAAGUCGAUGCUUUGGUCGUAGGGAUUGGAACUGGAGGGACAAUUACUGGUGCAGGGAAUUUUCUCAAGGAACAGAACCCAGACAUUAAGGUUUAUGCAGUGGAACCAGCCGAGAGCGCUGUGCUAAGUGGAGAACAACCUGGCAAGCAUCUCAUUCAAGGAAUUGGGGCUGGCUUCAUCCCUGCUGUUCUUGAUCUCAAAGUUUAUGAUGAAAUUAUUCAGGUCUCAAGUGAGGAAGCAAUUGAAACUGCAAAGCUUCUUGCACUAAAGGAAGGGCUCCUCGUGGGGAUUUCUUCAGGUGCAGCAGCAGCAGCUGCAAUAAAGGUUGCAAAGAGACAAGAGAGCGAAGGAAAACUUAUUGUUGUCGUCUUCCCAAGCUCCGGCGAGCGAUAUCUGUCAACGAAACUUUUUGAUUCAAUCAGGCAUGAAGCAGAAAAUAUGACUUAUGUAUAAGUUGAUUCAUUCGAAAUUUCACACGUUCUUAAAUCAAUUCAAUCUUGAAAUUCAAAUAUGUUGUUGAAGGAAAAGAAUGAUAAGAACGAUUAAAAAGGUAAAUUGUUUAGACAAA